GCCUUUGUCUACUAACCAGACGAUGGCUGAACAACUGAGUAUUCUCUACACAUAACAUGAAUAAAAUGGUGAAAACGAGGGAUAAUGACGUUGCCGAUGAAGAGGAAGAGUCGACGUUCAUUAGCUUGAGGAGUUCAAGAGUAAGUAGGCGUUCAGGAUUGCAAGAAAACCAGGAUGAUGAUGAAAGUGGUCCAGAAGUUGUAAUGUCUGGAAGCAAAAGAAGACGAGUGAAUUCUGGGUACAAUAAAGUAUCAAGUGAAACACAUAGAUCAAGAAAAUUCUCUAAGUCCCGUGGUGUCAGUCAUGAUUUAGAGUCAGAAGAGGUCUUUCAAAAUAGUCCCAAAUUUACCAGAAGGAGUUGGCAGUUAAGAUCACGUCAAUUAAAUGGUGGUGUGAAAGGUGAAGAAGAUGAUGAAGACCAUGAUGACACAGUGCAGAUACGCAGAAGUGGCCGCAGCCGUCGUCAAGUUUAUAAUACCAUGAAUACAAAGCUCCUUGGGGACUUAAUGAUGAGUGGAGGAAUAAACUUAGCUACAGGACCAACAGAAAAAAAUGCAGAGAAUAAAGAAGAUAAAUCAGAAGAAGAGGAGGAGACGGAAGGAGAAGAGGUAGAAGGUGAGGAGGAGGAUGAGGAUGCCAAUCAUGCAGCAGAUGAUGGCAGUGAGGAAGAUGAGGAAUUGGAGAGUAUGGAUAUGUAUUCUCGAGUAAAGAGACGUCACAUACUUGCGAAGAAGAAACGAGAUGCUCUAGAAAAAGAAACAGAAUCUUCCGAUGAGAGCUCAGAGGAUAGUGACGACUCUUCAGAAGAUAGUGAAGAAGAUGAUGAUGAUGAUGAAGACAAUGAAGAAGAAGUCCGCCCUCUACGUUCUAAUUACAGCCUUCGAACAAAGAGAUCGGUAACAAAACGGUUUGAAGUUCCCAUAGAGCCAGUACAUCAAAAGAAAAAAAAGAAAUCUUUGUUUGACAGUGUACCAUGCUCCCCAUACAGAAGAUAUCGGCACAAAGCAGGACCGUCGACACCAGUAAGAAGUCCGGUCAAAAGAAUGAGGCGACGUCAUGCUACGCAUAAUCGAUCUUCCACCAGUUCGGACUCUUCCAGUGAUGAACGAAGAUUUGAACGACGGAAAAAGAAAAGUAUGGCAAAAUCUAGGAUGAGAUGUCUUCCUAUGAACCUUCUACCUGAAGAUGUUACUGGUGUGAUGAAAGAUCGUCAAAAGAUUGGUAGCAGUUUAGCAGACAUUGAUCCAAUGACUAUUGACGCCUCGGUCACGUUUGAGAGUGUUGGUGGACUUGGCAAACACGUACAGGCCCUCAAGGAAAUGGUGGUCUUCCCUCUACUCUACCCAGAGGUGUUUGAAAGGUUCAAAAUCACCCCACCCAGAGGUGUGCUUUUCCACGGUCCACCGGGGACAGGCAAGACCUUAGUGGCAAGAGCUCUAGCAAAUGAAUGUCGACAAGGUGAUAAACGAGUUGCGUUCUUCAUGAGGAAAGGGGCAGAUUGUCUAAGCAAGUGGGUUGGAGAAUCUGAGAGACAAUUGCGUCUUCUGUUCGAUCAGGCCUACACAAUGCGCCCAUCAAUCAUCUUUUUCGACGAGAUUGAUGGCUUGGCUCCUGUACGGUCCAGCAGACAAGAUCAGAUUCACAGCUCUAUUGUCUCGACACUCUUAGCUCUUAUGGAUGGUCUAGAUAGCCGAGGAGAAAUUGUUGUCAUAGGGGCCACAAAUCGAAUUGAUUCCAUUGAUCCAGCCUUGAGACGGCCUGGCCGGUUUGACCGAGAGUUUCUUUUUCCACUUCCAUCAAAAGAGGCUCGUAGUCAAAUUUUAGCAAUCCAAACCAAAGAGUGGAACCCAAAAUUAUCAGCAAUGUUCAUCAAUGAAGUUGCGGAGAAGUCCGUUGGUUAUUGCGGUGCUGAUGUCAAGGCAUUAUGCACAGAGGCAGCAUUGCAAGCUCUUCGUCGACAGUACCCACAAAUCUAUGCAUCCAAAGAGAAGCUGCAAUUGGAUCUGACCCAGAUCCAAAUCACCGCCCGAGACUUUCACCACGCUAUGCAAAUUAUCGUACCAGCUUCACAGCGAGCAGUCAGUUCUCCUGGUCGUUCCCUAUCAGCAGUUGUUAGACCAUUGCUGGAGUGUACCCUACAACAGCUGAUAGACUUGGCCCAUAGGGUCUUCCCAGACUCGUUAAAAAAGAGGUCCAGUCUUGAUAUGAAAGGUUCGUCCGAGGCAUCAAGUGUUGCCAUGGCACUCUUGAAUGAUGAUGAAUAUAGCGAUGAUGAUGCUCCUAGCAUCUAUGACAACCCAAAAUCUUCAGGUCGAAGGUCAACAAGUGAAAUGAAUGGACCAAUCAGCCCUUUUCUCAACUUUGCCUUAUCAGCCUAUAAUACCCCCUCAACGUACCAACCUCGAAUCUUAGUCACAGGCCAUAGAAACCUAGGCCAGAGUUCACACUUAGCACCUGCUUUACUACACCACAUGGAGCAUCUUGCAGUCCACUGCCUUGACCUACCUGCCCUCUACGCUGUCACUGCAAAAUCACCGGAAGAAUCAUGUGCUCAGGUGUUUCGUGAAGCUAGGCGUACUUGUCCGUGUGUAAUCUACAUGCCCCAUGUUGCCCAGUGGUGGUUGGCUUGUAGUGAAACAAUGAAAGCAACGUUUUUAACACUAUUGGAGGAUCUACCAUCUACGACACCAAUCCUGUUGUUGGCUACUUCAGAAGCAUCUAAGGAAGACAUGCCAGAAGAGCUUAGUGAAUUAUUUACCACCCAAUUCAGAGUUCGAUAUCCAAUUGAAGCAGAAAGAAGAGAGUUCUUCCGAGACUUGAUAAUCCACCAGGCUGCAAGAGCGCCCCCUAGGAAAAAGAAAGCUGCAUCAAGGGCAUUAAUAGAGUUGCCAGUUGCUCCACCGCCUGAACCCAAGAGGAUAAACCAGGCAGAACUGGAACGACUAGAAAAAUUUGAAGAGACUCAACUCAGAGAAUUACGAUUAUUUCUCCGUGAUGUGGUGUCAAGACUUGCCAAAGAAAAGAAGUUCAGAGUGUUCUCACAACCAGUAGAUCCAGAAGAGGUGCCAGAUUAUGCAGCGGUAGUUAAACGUCCAAUGGACCUGGCAACCAUGAUGUCCAAGAUCAAUAUGAAGAAGUACACAUGUGCUAGUCAGUUCUUAGAGGACAUUGACCUCAUCUGUAGCAAUGCUCUUGAGUACAACCCAGACAGAGAUCCAUCAGACAAAAUUAUCAGGUUCAGAGCAUGUGAGUUGAAGGACACAGCUCAUGCAAUCAUCGAUGUUGAGAUGAACUCAGAUUUUGAAAAAGCAUGUGUUGACAUCAUGGAUUCCAGGAAAAGAAGAGGAGAUAGUCCUACUAAGCAUAUACCAGACUUUUUCAGAGUGUUACCUAAACCAAAGACCCCAGUAAAUCGGUUGAUCAAUAAUACACGCACUCAUUCACCAGCAUCUCAGGACACCCCUACUAUGUCUGAUGUGUUUACAGAUGAGUUUGAAUUUAGAAGCGGUUCAGUACGACGUAAACAAAAAAGACGGUCUACCUGGGCACGGGGGUUUAUUGCAAAAAAGAAGCGCAAAUUAAAUCAGAACGAUAAAAAGGAUGACACAACAAACGAUGAAAAGGAAUUUGAGGAAAAAGAUAAUUUGGAUGAACAUUGUAAAGACGUUACCCUCGAUGAAGGGGACACAGAAGAGGAUCGCCCUCACAGGACACGUUUUAGAAAUCUCCGUAGACCAUCUAUCCUCAGUCCUACAAAAUCACUCAGGGAAAAUAAGGACGUUAGUGCAAAUACGAACAGGCAUAAUGUGUGUGAAAAUGGCAUAGCCGAAAUUGAAAAGAAUAAUGUGGAAAUUUCAUCAACUUUGUCACAUUCCAGUGGUGCUGGUUCACCUGUAAUUGAAGCACCUGUAGUUGAGCCACCUGCGCUGCAGCCACCUGUGCUUGAACAUAUUCAAACCGAUAGAGUUGAAUCAAAUAAAUCUGACAGGAAUUCUCCAUUAUUGCAAGAAUCAAAUGAAGGAUGUACUGAAAGAGAUGAGUUAAGAACGGAAGAGAAGACUGUAGAAAACAAUGAAGAGGAGGAAGAUAUUGAACAUGUCACACCGAUAUCAGUGCGUAUGACAAGGUCUCGUGGGGCAAGUAAAACAGCACAGAGGGCGCUAGAGAUUUUAGAAGAGCCAUUGCCACCUCUGGUUGUUGACCAUAAGAAGUUACAGGAGCUGUUAGAAUUAACUGUCACCCUGACGACAAACUUCACUGUGAGCAGGCUUGAAAGGCUGCACAGCGCCCUCAGUCAGUGUAUCUACCUCCACCGUAAGGAUUAUGAUAAAACAAACUUAACUAAGGCUAUGGAGAAUGUAAUCCGGAAACUAGACACAUGAUGUUAACAGUAUUUUGAAAGAUUGGAAUUAUAGUGGAUUUUGCAUAUCUAACCUCUUCACCCAAGAUAUGAACAGAAGAAUUCAUUGUAGUUUAUGAGAGGGUAUGGUGAGAGGUACUGUAUUCAAGAGGUGUGAGUCUACUGUCGACAAGUUAAUGCUAUCAGUGUAAAUUCUCCUAUAUUCUUUUUGCUCACUAAAUUAUUUUAGAUUAAUUGAGAUACUUUUUCGUUGUUGCUGUAGUGUCACUUUGUAUUUAAGGUGAAGAGUGAAAGCCUUCUCAAACAAGGGGAAAUUAACAUUAAGGGUGUCUGAGUGUUUUAAAAGUGCAAAUGCAAUUCACUAAGUGUAAAAUUUAAACAAAAUCUCAAAAAUACCCCUUAAGAAAAUUUAUUUUGAAAGUUGCUGUAAGGAACAGCACUAUAAACUGUUUUAU
Messenger RNA from Anneissia japonica, 4815 nucleotides. RefSeq names its product ATPase family AAA domain-containing protein 2-like. Lineage: Eukaryota; Metazoa; Echinodermata; Crinoidea; Comatulida; Comatulidae. Bases 57 to 4382 code for a protein of 1441 amino acids. Gene Ontology annotation, biological process: positive regulation of transcription by RNA polymerase II. Gene Ontology annotation, molecular function: ATP hydrolysis activity; histone binding; chromatin binding. The record is from RefSeq and is a predicted model, not a curated record. Gene Ontology annotation, cellular component: nucleus. The transcript is spliced from 23 exons.